Cercopithifilaria johnstoni is the source of this 438-nucleotide messenger RNA. Lineage: Eukaryota; Metazoa; Nematoda; Chromadorea; Rhabditida; Onchocercidae. The record is from the annotation of a GenBank genome assembly.
CUGUAUGCUAAAGUUCGACAAUUUUUUGGAGCACAGAAGUCGUUCCCACGAGUUCUGACUCAGUUUUCCGACCAGUCUUCUGUAAAGAUCCCGGAAACAGCACAUAAAUAUAAUCAGGAAUUGCGACUAGAGAAUGAAAAUCUAGGGACAAAACGGUCCCGUUUAUUAUAUCAAAGCAAGAAGCGUGGAAUCCUGGAAAAUGAUAUAUUGUUGGGUGAAUUUGCCGAUCAAAUGCUGCAAAAAAUGAGUUUUCAGCAAUUAAUGCGCUACGAUGAAAUUAUUAAUGGUGAACAUAUGGAGUGGGAUUUAUACUAUUAUCUUGCUGGAAGGAAAAAUUUGCCAGAUGAUUUAAAGGAUUGCGAAGUAUUCCAAUUGCUGUUGGAUUUCGUUAAAAAGAGGACCGAAAAGGUCUGCGAAGAGGCAAAAUGUCAAAGAUAA